Molecule: messenger RNA, 2504 nt
Organism: Fusarium verticillioides 7600
Lineage: Eukaryota; Fungi; Ascomycota; Sordariomycetes; Hypocreales; Nectriaceae
Exons: 3
Coding region: 1066-2181 (371 amino acids)
Source: RefSeq, a predicted model, not a curated record
AUUCGUUUGCUCACUCACUCACAUUCCACUCCAUCUACUAAUCUCACUCACAAUCUUUCUACGCAGAUCCACUGAGAACGACUCUGUUCUGCAGCUUCAAUGGCUGCUUCUAAGCUCAUAUCAUAACUCACUCUUCCUUUCUACCUCCGUGAUUCUUUCGUCCCGCUCCGUCUCCCCGCUUCAUCAACUCCCGGCCUCCGUUGGUGACAUUGAUAACAUAACAUAACCCACUUCUUUCUCACUCAUCAUAGCCCCAGUUCCAAUUCUAGUUCCAGUUCAUUCCCCCUGCAGACAUCAUUAGUCCUAUUCUGUAACUAAACAUCACCUUCUCUUUUCAUACCUACUCUCGAUCUCUCUCUCUAUCUUCCUGCAUACCUUUCUCUGCCGUGUCUAGCCCCGAUCAGUCAAAGUUCCGCAUCCCGGGCCCUCUUCCGGCCUUCGACAUCCGGUUCUAUCAUUCUCGGACCCCCCUCUUACCGACUCGAGCCCCCCUACCCAUCCCAUCCUAUCCCCUCUGCUUAUCAGAUCCUGGGGAUCGUGGGCUCACACUGUACCUACUGUGCCAAGACGCAAGUCACUAGUAAAAGAAACAAAAGAAACACCCCCAAAACAAGCCAUGGCGCGUUUUGUGGAUUUGGAGGAGGACGAGGAUGUUGGAGCGGGCCCUGGCGGCUUUACCGUCAACGAUCCUCGUGCCGCUUCUGCACCUCAUCAUGAGGUCGUGCCGCCUAUUCCGCCUCCUGGUCCUUUUCAUCAUGACGACCCCCAGCAGAGUGAGCUUUCUCAAAAAGAUCAGCAUCUUCUUCUUCUUAGGAAACUCCAGUUGUUGUCUGCCAACAGCCGGAAUGGACCUUGGCCUCAUUCUUUGUAUAACCCAGAGCCACUAGGCACCAUGGACUCUUCUACCUUUCAGGCGCCUAUUACCAACGCCUUUCAGUGUUAUCCGUGAGUGCGAUCCGUUGCUCAAUCAAUUUUCUGUCCAAUUUCGUUGAGUGAUUCGUGGUCGAAGCUGUUGACCUUCAUCAUGAUAUCUGGUGCUUCGUUUAAUACCGAAUUCGACAUGUCAUGACAACUCCCACUAACCCUCCAAAUAGUGUUGUCGAAGCCAUUGCAGCUUCCAUCGACCUUAAUACCCUCGAUGCUCUUUCGCGUACCUGUCGACUCAUUCAUCAUGGCCUCAUUCAGUACCGUACUACUCUGAUCAACUCUACCCUCCACUGCCAAAACGAAGAAGUCCCCGUUGAUGGCUCCGAAACCUUUCGCUACCGCGCUCGCGCUGGUAAUUGGUUCUACAUGGAAGACGGGCGCAGUUACAAUGGAAAAUCAGGCGACUGCGCUCGCGAUAUGGUUGGCAAGUGCCGUCGAUGCGGCGAUGUGAUAUGCCGGAACUGCGCCAUCAAGCCACCAGCUUCCGUCGCCCUCAAGGAGAGGCACAGGAGACUCUGCAAACCUUGUGUUCACGCACCUAUAGCCACUCUUAUCAAGGCGCCAGUAGAUUCAGAUGUACCACUGUCAUCUGAGUUGGUGUCGCGAGACGUUUGUAAGUGCGCCGACGAGGGCGUUUGGCUAUGCCAACCAUGUGGGCGAAGCAUUCGUGCCGCAGAUCAUGACUAUCAGCGUAUAUGGCGCUGGCGAAACCAGUACGGUGAGGUCCUCGGCGGUCUUGGAACAGGCAUUGGCGAGGGCGUUCGUGGCGUCGUAUGUGGCCGCGAAGAAGAUUGCUGUGCCGCCAAAGAAGUCGAGCAUCAGGUAGAUUGCGACGCCGAGGACGCCCGGGACGGCAAUGUGGCUCCGACUCCGGCUCCGCAACAAGCUCCGGUUGACGCACUCAUCGACCAGCUCCGUCUUACACAUGAGCGCACACCAUCGCCGUCCCUUGGCCCUGGAUACCUUCGUCAUGAGAUCGAGGGUAUUGGUGGUGUUGUGAAGCGCAAACGUGUUCGCAUGGUGCGUGUUGGACAUUGUGUCCCUGAGUGGGAUGAUGAGCGCACCAGCGGUAGUCGUAUCCUCGGCCGAGAGGUUAGAGGAGAACGUCGUUCGUGGUGCGGUUGGUGUAACCGUGUGAUUCCUGGUGAAAAGGAUCUCUUGAAUGAGCCACCGUCUUCCUCGUCUUCAAGUGCUGGAGGAAGCCGCCGCACAUCGAUGUCGACUACUAGAUCGACUGAGAUGAAGUUGGAUUAAAACAAAAGUUGCUUCGUAUAGUUUUUAUUGGUUGGUUUUACGAAUGUUCGUAUAUAGGUGUAUCGACCUCUUGGAUUAGCUUUAAUUGCUUGCUAUCUGGGAACAAGGGGUACAUAUGGGACACAAUUGGAGAAUUGCUGGGCAUUGAAUGUCAUAAACUCAACGGGCAUACGCCAUUCAUGAUACACGAGAUAGGGAGACAAGGGUCAAAAAUACAAGAGGCCGUUGUAUUCGAGGGGUUUUUGGUAUUUGGCAAUUAUACAGAUUUUUGCCCUCUCGUUGGGCCGGAAUCAAUGCUAUUCGCAUUUCACUUUAUUCUCCAU